Molecule: messenger RNA, 1662 nt
Organism: Cyanidioschyzon merolae strain 10D
Lineage: Eukaryota; Rhodophyta; Bangiophyceae; Cyanidiales; Cyanidiaceae
Product: probable nicotinate phosphoribosyltransferase
Exons: 1
Coding region: 1-1662 (553 amino acids)
Biological process (GO): NAD+ biosynthetic process
Molecular function (GO): nicotinate phosphoribosyltransferase activity
Source: RefSeq, a predicted model, not a curated record
AUGGAGCCGUUUCCCCGGAAUAACUUCGUUACACCGCUCUUAACGGACCUCUAUGAGAUAACGAUGGCGUAUGCCUACUUCCGGGAGGGAAGACAUCUCCUCCCGGCUACGUUUGACCUCUUUUUCCGUAAAAACCCCUUCCAAGGCGAGUACACCGUGUUUGCUGGCCUGACGGAGGUCCUGCACUUUGUGCAAGAGCAGUUCCGGUUCACCGCUGAGCACUGUGCAUUCAUUAGGCAGCACGAGGUCUUCGCGGAAGCCGAACAACUAGAAGCGUUUUUAGCGUUUCUCCAGUCCGACGAGUGCAGCGGUCAGGUGGUGCAGCUCCGAGCGCUCCCCGAAGGCAGUGUUUGCUUCCCGCUAGAGCCUCUGGUGCGCGUGGACGGACCGCUCGCUGUUUGCCAGCUUCUCGAGACGACGCUCUUGACCCUGGUAAACUUUCCAUCCCUGGUAGCGACGAAUGCUGCUCGACAUCGUGUUGCAGUCGGCGACCGCGUGCAACUCGUGGAGUUUGGCUUGCGGAGAGCCCAGGGUCCCGACGGUGGUAUGACUGCCAGUCGCUAUGCCUAUCUCGGAGGUUUUGAUGCAACAAGCAACGUGAUGGCAGCGUUUACCUACGGUAUCCCGUGUCGAGGUACGCAUGCGCACGCCUUUGUACAGAGCUUCGUCAGGCCAGCACAAGCGCCGCCCGUUGACGCUGGUGCUUCCACGGAACGAAGCGCGCUCGCGCUGCUUGCGUAUCGAUAUCGGGAUGAAAUUGUGGACCCGGCUUUGCGUCAGUCAUUUCAGCUAUCAGCAAAAGCAGCAAACGAGUCGGAAUUGGAAGCGUUCAUUGCCUAUGCGGCGGCUUUUCCGCGCGCUUUUCUCGCGCUCGUCGAUACCUACGAUUCGCUGGGAUCGGGGGUUCCCAACUUUCUGGCUGUGGCGCUGGCUCUAGAGCACCAGGGCUAUAAGCCACUCGGCAUUCGAAUCGAUUCGGGUGAUCUGGCAUACAUCUCGAGCCAGGCGAGACGCAUCUUCGACGUGGUGAAGCCAGGUAAUAAGUAUAUCAUAUUCGCCUCGUCAGAUAUUCACGAGGACACCUUGUACGCCUUGAAGGAGCAGGGGCACGCGAUUGACGCCUUCGGGGUGGGUACGCACCUCGUCACUUGUCAGAAACAGCCGGCACUGGGCUGCGUUUUCAAGCUCGUGCAAGUGGAUCAGACGCCUUGCAUCAAGGUGAGCGAGGAUCCCAACAAAACCACCAUACCCGGGCGCAAACGAGUCUACCGUCUGUACGGGCGUGAUCCAAGUGUUUCCAUGAUCGAUCUGAUGAUGUUGGAUUCGGAACCGGAGCCGCAACCCGGCGAGCGCAUACUCUGUUGCCAUCCAUACGAAGAACACAAACGAUGCUACAUGACUCCAUCGAGAGUGGAGGAAAUUCUGCACUUGCGCCUCAUCAACGGUACCGUCAUGCCAGAGGAUGCCCUCGCGAGUACAGCGAGCGACCGGGAUCGUCUUCAGCUGGCUCGUCGACGUUGCCGAGAGCAGGUGCAGGCGCUUCGGUACGAUUACAAGCGUCCAUUGAAUCCGACACCCUACAAAGUGAGCGUGAGUGCAGCUCUCUUCAAACUCGUGCAUCAACUGUGGCUCUCGGAACUGACGAUUCGCGAGUUAAGCUGA